This is a messenger RNA of Lottia gigantea (owl limpet), 159 nucleotides long. RefSeq lists its product as hypothetical. The record is from RefSeq and is a predicted model, not a curated record. The annotation marks the transcript as partial. Lineage: Eukaryota; Metazoa; Mollusca; Gastropoda; Lottiidae. The transcript has a single exon.
UUUCAAGUUAGUAUGUUGAAUUUUCAAGUUAGUAACUUGAAUUUUCAAGUUAGUUUCUUGAAUUUUCAAGCUAGUAUGUUGAAUUUUCAAGCUAAUAUGUUGAAUUUUCAAGUUAGUAUGUUGAAUUUUCAAGUUAGUAUGUUGAAUUUUCAAGUUUGA